Mytilinidion resinicola is the source of this 1693-nucleotide messenger RNA. Its product is annotated as putative aldehyde dehydrogenase. The coding region runs from base 104 to 1546 and encodes 480 amino acids. The transcript is spliced from 8 exons. Gene Ontology annotation, molecular function: aldehyde dehydrogenase (NAD+) activity. The record is from RefSeq and is a predicted model, not a curated record. NCBI's taxonomy places the organism in Eukaryota, Fungi, Ascomycota, Dothideomycetes, Mytilinidiales, Mytilinidiaceae.
CAAAGCUCUUUCCCCAUUACUAAAUCUUGCUUACCCCCAAAAGUUUCAAUUGAACACUCUUCAGCCUCCCCCCUCUGCUUUCUCUCAGUAUACUCUGACCAACAUGGCCGUCAACGGAACCAGGGACCACUUGCACAAAGGAUUGUUUAUCAACAACGAGUAUGUUGAUGCAAAGAACAAAGAAACACUCACGGUCUCCAACCCCGUCGAUGGAUCGCUAGUCGCGGAAGGCAUCCAAGUAGCAGGCGAAGCAGAUAUCGAUGCCGCUGUCGAAGCAGCCGAAGCAGCCUACAGAGGCCCUUGGUCUACAUGGACCGCCAAAGAGAGGAGCAAGGUCAUGUUGAAGAUGGCCGACCUGAUUGAAGCCAAUGCGAAAGAUCUUGCCCCUCUAGAGACAAUCGCCAUGGGGCAGCCAGCAUGGUUGUCGGAGUUCUUGAUUGGCGCGGCCGUGGAUGCUUGGAGAUACUACGCAGGAUGGACGGACAAACUUAGCGGAGAGCAGUUUCCUGCCGAUGAUGGCAACUACAAGAUCGUCCAAUAUGAGCCGCUCGGUGUUUGCGCGAUGAUUGGGGCUUGGAAUGGGUCUAUGAUGUUCCAUGCAAUGAAGACGUCGGCUGCUGUCGCAUCUGGGAAUACGUGCAUCUACAAAGGCUCAGAGAAGUCGCCGCUUGGCGUUCUGGCCAUGGGAGCUCUGGCGAAGGAAGCUGGUUUCCCGCCCGGCGUCAUCAACAUUGUGACAGGAGCCGGUGCUACAGGAGCUAUGCUUGCAUCGCACAUGAAAAUUCGCAAGAUAAGUUUCACCGGCUCUGUCUUUGCUGGGAAGAAGGUGCAGGAGUUAGCUGCGAAGAGCAAUCUCAAGCGUGUCACGCUAGAGCUUGGAGGAAAGUCUCCAUCCAUCAUCUUCGAAGAUGCAGAUAUGGAGAACGUGCUCACGCAUCAUUCCCAGAACUUCCUGAUGAAUUCAACUCAAAUCUGCGUCGCCGCCUCCCGAACCUUUGUUCACGAAAGUAUCGCCGAGAAAUUCGUCGAGGGCCUGAAAGCGCGUUUUGAAGCUCUUGGCGACCAGCCCGGCUUCAUGGGCCCCUUGGUCGACAAGGCUCAAUUUGACCGCGUCACAGGUUACCUCGAGGUCGGCAAAAAGGAGGCUGAGCUCAUCACCGGAGGCUCGCAGAAGGGCAAAAAUGGCUUCUUCAUCCAGCCUACAAUAUUCUUGAAUCCUGCCGAAGACGCGCGGAUCUACCGUGAGGAGAUCUUCGGCCCAGUCAUCACCAUCAAAACAUUCAAGACGGAGGAAGAGGUGGUGAGAAUGGCGAAUGAUACUGAGUACGGACUGGCCGCGUAUAUUUUCACGAGCGUACUUAGUCGCGCGCUGCGCAUUGCAGGCAAACUAGAGUCGGGCUUAGUGAAUAUCAACACGUCGACGGCAUUUGCGAUGUCUGUGCCUUUUGGAGGUUCCAAGCAGAGCGGUGUUGGGAGAGAGUCUGGUAAGGCGGGGCUUUUGGCGUUCAUGGAACCUAAGACUAUUCUGAUCAACAUGAACAUUUGAUAGGCGAGUACGUUUAUGCGACUAUAGCUGGAGUUCGACACGUGAUAUCUAGCAAUUUAGGGUUAUCGCUUGACCCACUUCCGAAUUGCUACCUGAUGUUUAAAAUUCCUCUAUGAAAACUUGAUUCCUUCGCCAUACGUGUUGCUC